AUUUAUUUUUACCCCCUCCCCAUUCGAGAAAAAACUCCAUUUCCCGCGUUCGCAUAUUCAUCUUUUGCGCAAUUUUUCAGCAAACCGCCAGUCAAAAUUUCAACCGGCUUUAGUAAAACUAGAAAAAAGUAUAAAUAUAAAAGUCAAACUCUCCAAGAAACAGGAAUAUAAUUUGUUACAUUCGAGGGAAAAUUAUAAGAAAGUAAGAUUAUGUAUGAAGAAGAGGACCAUAUAAACAGCAGUAUGUCGGAUACUCUUUCGACGCUGCAAUCUUCACUUGAGAGUAUAGAGCAGAGGAUAAAGGCGAAGAUGGGCGAGGCAAGAUCGCUCGCACAGGUGACGGCGAAACAGCUUGACAACAUGCGAGACCUUCAGGGAAAGUGCGAAGCGGAACUGCACGCCCUCGAGAACCUGCCGAAGGCGAAGCAAGCCGCCAUGGAGAGGUAUAAUGAGGGUUGCGAACAGCUUUCGAACCUUCAGGCGAAACAGAUUGAAAUAAAUGAUGUCCUUGACCGAUCUAUGCAUGCAUACGACUCCAACUACAUGUUGGUCGAAAAUGUCAAAGGAGGGUUCGAAGAGCGAGCUGAAUACAACCAGAAGUGCAGGAUCGCUUUUAACAAAGACGUUGAGGACAUGGAGGCAGUAUGUUGCGCUACGAAUGCUAUGCUGAAACAGAACUUCUCCGAAAAGAAAACACUUCUUGCCGGGCUUAAGGAUGCUGACAGUAGUGAUGAUGAAUCACUAUGUGAGGAGAUUAAAAUGUUCGACAUGCAGAUUGGAAAGUCCUCCUGCAAGCUAGAAAACCUUGAAAGGACACUUUCCGAGAUGAAGAAACAAUGGGAAACUACGAAAAUGAAAAGCGAGAGCAUAAAAUCGGCGAUGGAUGAGGAGAACGCCAGGUUCGCCCUCAACCUCGAAGAGUGGAACAUCACGUGGAAAAAGGAAGACGAGAAGCUCAAGGAGAUUAACCGUGAACUGGAGGAGAAGCUCACGUCAAUCGACCAGCUCAAAUCGACGAGGAAUAACAUCACGAACCGUCUUGCCACCGAGAGGAGGCUUUUCUCAUCGCUUCAGCAGGAAUUGAACUAUUUGAAAUCGGAGGAGACCAGGCUGAAAGAGGAGUUUGGGAAGAUAGCCAGGGUCAAGAGCGACCUGGCCGAGACGAGCGUAUUCUUGGAUGAGAAAAAGACGCUCAUCGAUGAGCUCAAGACAGAACGAGCCGCCACUGUCGACAACUUCAAUUCCCUCUGUGAAGAAGAGUCGAGAUUGUCGGCAAGACUCUCAAAAUGCAGGGCUGCAAUUUCCAUGAAGAAAACAGACUUGGAACGACUCCAACUCGAAAUGGGAGACCUUGAAGGAUUAAUAUCCAAGAAGGCAGAAGGGGUUGAAGAUUUGAAAAGACGCACAAAUGAAAGAAGAAAUUUAAUUUCACAAAAUCAAGCUAGUUUAAAGAAAAAGAUCGCUGAGCAACAGUUAUUAAUAUAUAAUAAUAACAAUACAACUACCUCUAAGGAAAAAUUGAUUAAAGAAUUAAUAAAAGAGUUAAAAUUGUUGAAAAUUGAUUUUGUAAAGAAAGAAAAGAGUGUUAAUAGAUCAUCAGAAGAGCUUCGUAAGAUUGAAAUUCAAGCAGAAAAGCAAAAGUGUGUUCAAAUCGAAAUCGAUAUGUACUAUGAAAUUUACAAUAAGAAAAUGGAUGAAAAAGUCGAACUCGAAAAGGAAAUUGUUGCCGUCAAGGGACUGAAAAAUGAAAUUGAAAGGAAAAGGAAACUCAUUGAAUGCAUCAGCGAGGAGAAGCAGAAGAUCGUACAGCUCAACAAUGACCUUCUACAAGAGGAAAUAACGAGACUGCACAACCUGAAAGAUGAGCUGACGGUCAAAAUCGAACGCCAGAAGGAGAACAUAAGCGUUUCUCAGUAUGAGUUCUUUUCGGUGAGGUCUGAGCUCAAAGACAUCAAGCAGGACUUGUCCAUUGUGAACGCAAUCACAGACCUUGCUUCAUGUGAAAAUAGCCUUUUCAAGUCAUUCCUUUACUGGGCACAAACAACAGCAGGAAUCGUGAAACAAACCAAACCCAGCUCGUCACAGUCGACGACGAAAUCACAGCUUAAAAUUAAUUUUCAGACAUCGUUGCCUUCAAAAUAUGUUGAGCAAGUGAGCACUGUCGAUGAGGUGCUCGACAUGGAGCUUGACGAUGAUGAGGACCCCAGCAUCCUCCUUCCUAGUCCGCAGCCUGUGGUGAAGAAGUUCGCCUCGCAACAGCCCGUGUCGAGCUGCAUGAGCAACUCGCCCAUUACGCACAAGUCGGAAAUAAAGACAUACAAGUUUUUCACAAGUCGGUCGAACAACCGAGGCGAACUUGGGUCAAACUAUAAAGAAGAAGAUAUGGAGCUGGACAGCAGCCAGCAGACAAAAGACAAAUUUACAGAAAGCCUAGCAUUAAAAUCAGCACUUAAAACAACGAGCCCGUUUUCCUUUCUGCAAUCUGAAGCCGACAGUUCGUUAAGUUUCACACCCGACAAAGUAACUGAAACGCGACGGAAACCCAGGUCAAGCCAGGCGACGCAGAACCAGCCGUCGAAACCGAAGGCAAAAAGGGUUAGAUUUACAAAACGGAACCAGGCCGAGAGGGUCAAGUCGCUUAUAGAUUUUAUCUACGAGGACAGCAAGAAAUGAUUACUUAUUUUCAAUUUUUAUGUAUAUAUAG
This is a messenger RNA of Cimex lectularius (bed bug), 2704 nucleotides long. Its product is annotated as centromere-associated protein E-like. The transcript has 15 exons. Bases 211 to 2673 code for a protein of 820 amino acids. Lineage: Eukaryota; Metazoa; Arthropoda; Insecta; Hemiptera; Cimicidae. The record is from RefSeq and is a predicted model, not a curated record.